CCACUGCCCUUCCCUCAGCGAGCCAAGACUGGUGACAGCCUCUAUAUAUUUAAAGAGGACAAGAGUCCCCUUACUCAGUUGAGCCGACAGAGACCACACAGGCAGGCAGAUUGACCUUGGCCCAGAGUCUUCACCAUGCCAAACUGGGGUGGAGGUGCAAAAUGUGGCGCCUGUGAAAAGACGGUCUACCAUGCAGAAGAAAUCCAGUGCAAUGGGAGGAGUUUCCACAAGACCUGUUUCCACUGCAUGGCCUGCAGGAAGGCUCUGGACAGCACCACAGUGGCAGCUCAUGAGUCAGAGAUCUACUGUAAGGUCUGCUAUGGGCGCAAGUAUGGCCCCAAGGGGAUCGGGUUUGGACAAGGCGCUGGCUGCCUCAGCACAGACACUGGCGAGCAUCUUGGCCUGCAGUUCCAACAAUCCCCAAAGCCAGCCCGAGCCGCCACCACGAGCAACCCUUCCAAAUUCUCUGCAAAGUUUGGAGAAUCAGAGAAGUGCCCACGAUGUGGAAAGUCAGUCUAUGCUGCUGAGAAGGUCAUGGGAGGUGGCAAGCCCUGGCACAAGACCUGCUUCCGCUGUGCCAUCUGUGGGAAGAGCCUGGAGUCUACAAAUGUCACUGACAAGGAUGGGGAGCUCUAUUGUAAAGGUAAGUUUUUCUUGAAGCUUGUCUUCCUAAGGGUCUGAGGGGAGGGGAUAAUG
Molecule: messenger RNA, 696 nt
Organism: Mus pahari (shrew mouse)
Lineage: Eukaryota; Metazoa; Chordata; Mammalia; Rodentia; Muridae
Gene: Csrp3
Product: cysteine and glycine rich protein 3
Exons: 5
Coding region: 136-681 (181 amino acids)
Biological process (GO): muscle tissue development; sarcomere organization; cardiac muscle contraction
Cellular component (GO): Z disc; nucleus; cytoplasm
Molecular function (GO): structural constituent of muscle; actinin binding
Source: RefSeq, a predicted model, not a curated record